Molecule: messenger RNA, 1760 nt
Organism: Paramecium pentaurelia
Lineage: Eukaryota; Ciliophora; Oligohymenophorea; Peniculida; Parameciidae
Source: the annotation of a GenBank genome assembly
UAUGAGUCAACCACAGUAGGCAUCAUAAUCAUAAUAGCAAAAGGCCAAUACCUUCAAUAAAUCAGAAAAAACAAAAGAUAUCAGAUUAACAAAUAUCUAGGCUGCUAAAGGUAAAAAUGAAAUAUAUAUAUCAAGCCGUAUCUGAUGCAAUAAGAACCAGUUUAGGACCAAGAGGAAUGGAUAAAAUGAUUUAAGAUGCCAAAGGUGAAGUACUCAUUACAAAUGAUGGAGCCACUAUACUCAAAUAGAUGGAUUUGGUUCAUCCUACUGCAAAAAUGGUAAUUUAUAGAAUAUUACAAAAAGUUAGUUGAAAUUUCUCAUGCAUAAGAUGUUGAGGCUGGAGAUGGCACUACAUCAGUUGUAGUAUUUGCAGGAGCAUUAUUGAAAUCAUGUGAAGUCCUCUUAGAGAAGGGAAUACAUCCAACCACUAUUUCAGAGGGAUUCCAAUAUGCCUUAGAAAAUGCAUUAGAAGCUUUAGAUGAAUUGAAAAAACCAGUUGAUCUAGACAAUAAAUAAUAAUUGAUUGAAUGUGUGUAAACAGCACUUUCAUCAAAAGUGGUUUCAUCUAAUAGUGCAUAAUUGGCUCCACUUGCUGUAGAUGCAGUUUUGAGAAUUGUUGAUCCUCUUAAACCUGAUAAUGUUGAUCUUAAAGAUAUUAAAAUUGUUAAAAAAUUAGGAGGCACAAUUGAUGAUACUGAAUUAGUUGAAGGAAUUGUAUUCUCUAAUUAAAAAGCAAGUUAAACAGCUGGAGGACCAUAAAAAAUUGAAAAUGCUAAAGUUGCACUUCUUUAAUUUUGUUUAUCAGCACCAAAAACAGAUGUUGAGAAUUCUAUUGCAAUUAAAGAUUAUACAGAAAUGGAUAAAAUAUUGAAAGAAGAAAGAAAAUAUAUUAUAGAUCUUGUAAAAAAGAUAGUAGCAUCAGGUGCAAAUGUAUUAUUAAUAUAAAAAAGUAUAUUAAGAGAUGCUGUAAAUGAUCUUUCAUUACACUUUUUAGCAAAGAAAGGUAUAAUGGUUGUAAAAGAUAUUGAAAGAGAGGAUGUCGAAUUUAUAUCAAAGGUAUAUUUAUAUAUAGAUAAUAAUUAUAAUAGACUUUAUGUUUAGUACCAGUUGCACAUAUAGAUUAAUUGACACCAGAAAAAUUAGGAAAUGCUGGACUUGUUGAAACAGUUUUCUUGAAUGAUGAAAGCAAAGUAUUGAGAAUUACUGGAAUGCCUGCUUAAUCUAAAGCUUUAACAAUCUUAGUUAGAGGAUCAAAUUAAUUAGUUUUAGAUGAAGCUGAUAGAAGCAUACAUGAUGCAUUAUGUGUUGUUAGAAGUCUUGUUAAAAGCAAAGGAUUAAUUCCUGGAGGAGGAGCACCAGAAAUUCAUUUAUCAUUAAAAUUAACUUAAAAGGCUAAUACUUUAACAGGUGCAAGAUCUAUGUGUGUGAGAGCAUUUGCUGAAGCACUUGAAGUAAUCCCUUAUACUCUUGCAGAAAAUGCAGGUAAAUAAAAUUUAUAUUCCAUAAUUUAUAGGAUUGAAUCCAAUUAAUGUAGUUACUGAGUUGAGAAAUAGACAUCUUAAAUCAUAAAAGUUUGCAGGAAUAGGAAUGAAGAAAGUAAUUAUUAUUUAAUACUAAUUUAGAAUAAUAUUGUAGAUGAUAUUACAACUGAAUAAGUAGUCUAACCAAUUUUAGUAACAAGGAGUGCUUUGAGUUUGGCUACAGAAUGUGUUAGAAUGAUCUUGAAGAUUGAUGAUCUAGUCAUUUCAGCACGUUGAUGU